AUGUCCUUCUUCAGACGUCGCUUCGGCGGCGGCGAUACGAAAGCGCCUACCCCCACGCCGCCGCCAGAGCGCUCCAGUCCAUCUACCCCGGAGCGGCCGUCGAAUCUGCGUGUCAUCACCGCCGAGCAGCUCCACACGCUGCAGCAGGCGGGCAAGGGCAAGGGAAAGCACGGCAAGAGGAAGAACGCGUGGGUGUUUGGGCUGGGUGGCCUCUUCGGGCUGGUGAUUGCGGCCUUCUUUGCGGGCAGCAAUGAUCUCAUCGACCUGAAGAGCAUCGAGGGCAUGAACCUCGAGAGCCUCAUGGAGGCGCUGCCGGCCAACUUUGUGCGCAGCGCCCAGCAGCUGCAGAAGCAAGAGCGCGACGCCGUCAACUACGACUCGUUCGCCAUCGGCAUGCAUGCACGCGAGCAGGGCAUCCGCGCCGCACAUCCCGUCAUCAUGAUCCCCGGCGUCAUCUCCACCGGCCUCGAGUCGUGGAGCACCGAGGAGGGCGCGCGCCAGUACUUCCGCAAGAGGCUGUGGGGCUCGUGGACCAUGAUGCGUGCCCUGGUGCUCGACAAGGCCGGCUGGAAGAAGCACAUCAUGCUCGACAAAGACACCGGCCUCGAUCCCCCGGGCGUCAAGCUGCGCGCCGCCCAGGGCUUCGAUGCCGCCGACUUCUUCAUCACCGGCUACUGGAUCUGGAACAAGAUCCUCGAGAACCUCGCGACCAUCGGCUACGACCCCAGCAACGCCUUCACCGCCGCCUUCGACUGGCGCAUGACCUACAUGAACUACGAGGUCCGCGACCAGUACUUCACACGUCUCAAGUCGCACAUCGAAGUCGCAAACCACGUCUCCAACAAAAAGGCCGUCCUGCUGUCCCACUCCAUGGGCUCGCAGGUCCUGUACUACUUCCUCCACUGGGUCGAGGCCGAGGGCUAUGGCAACGGCGGCAGCGACUGGGUCGACAAGCACAUCGACAGCUGGAUCAACAUCUCCGGCUGCAUGUUGGGCGCGCUGAAAGACCUGCCCGCGGUCCUGUCCGGGGAGAUGAAAGACACGGCCCAGCUCAACGCUUUUGCCGUCUACGGCCUCGAGCGCUUCCUCAGCCGCUACGAGCGCGCCGAGAUCUUCCGCGCCAUGCCCGGCCUCUCCUCCAUGCUUCCCAUCGGCGGAAAUGCUGUGUGGGGUGACCAUACAGGCGCGCCCGACGAUGCGCCAGGACAGAACGUGUCUUACGGCAACUUCCUCCGCUUCCGUGACACCAACUCGUCCAACACUCUCACUUCGCAGAACCUCACCGUGGAGGAAAGCCUGCCCUUCCUCUUCAAAAAUUCGGAGCCCUGGUUCCAGAAGAUGAUACAGACAUCCUACUCGCAUGGCGUCGCACACACUGCGAAAGUGGUCGAAGACAACCAGCGCAUACCAGCCAAGUGGAUCAACCCCCUCGAGACUCGCCUCCCGCUCGCGCCCAACCUGAAAAUCUACUGCUUCUACGGCAUCGGAAAGGAGACGGAACGCGCGUACUACUACCGCGCAGACGACGACCCCUUGUCUGGACUCAACGUCACGCUCGACACCGCUUACACCGCAGCCUCGGCAGGUGAGCCCACCGGUGGAGGCGGCAACGGAGGCGUGGACCACGGCGUCGUCAUGGGCGAGGGCGAUGGCACCGUCAAUCUGCUCAGCUCUGGCUACAUGUGCGCCAAGGGGUGGCGGAUGAAGCGCUACAACCCAGCUGGUGUGCAAAUCAAGACGUACGAGAUGAAGCACGAGCCCGACAGGUUCAGUCCUCGAGGCGGGCCGAACACUGCCGACCACGUCGACAUCCUCGGUCGCUCCUCCCUGAACGACCUCAUCCUGCAAGUCGCCGGCGGCAGAGGCGAGCUGAUCAACGAAACGAUCCACUCCAACAUCCUGGCGUACGCAGAGAAAGUCAAGAUUUACGAAGAGGAAGAACAUGGCUGGUUUGACUUGUGA
Ascochyta rabiei is the source of this 1962-nucleotide messenger RNA. Its product is annotated as Phospholipid:diacylglycerol acyltransferase. Lineage: Eukaryota; Fungi; Ascomycota; Dothideomycetes; Pleosporales; Didymellaceae. Gene Ontology annotation, cellular component: perinuclear endoplasmic reticulum; cytoplasm. Gene Ontology annotation, biological process: triglyceride biosynthetic process; lipid storage. Bases 1 to 1962 code for a protein of 653 amino acids. The record is from RefSeq and is a predicted model, not a curated record. The transcript is spliced from 3 exons. Gene Ontology annotation, molecular function: phospholipid:diacylglycerol acyltransferase activity.